CCCCAGCCGGACCCCGCACAAGCUCGAACAAAUCAGGUUCGAGCAGUUGGCUAAUAAGCUCACCAGCUCUUCCUUCUGACCUCCAUCUCCCCCGUCCCUCUUUGCUCACUCACAAUGGCAUCCUCGAAGCAGAUCUCCCGCGAGGAACUCGCGAAGCAUAAUAAGGAGGGCGACCUGUGGGUCGCAAUCGACUCCAAGGUCUAUGACCUCUCUCGCUUUGCUGCGAUGCACCCUGGCGGUCUGUCCGUACUAACAGACGAGGACGUCGCCGGCAAAGAUGCGACGGAAGCCUUCUACAGCCUCCACCGACAGGAGGUCCUCCAGCGCCCGCAAUAUGCGCGUCUCCAGAUUGGUGUCCUAGAGGGGCAGACCGCGAAGAUCGCGUUCCGCGAGCCAGGUGCCGUCAGCAAGGUUCCCUACGCCGAGCCAACAUGGCUGUCCUCCGGCUAUCACACCCCGUACUACAAGGACUACCACCGGACCUUCCAGACUGCCUUCCGCAAGUUCAUCGAAGAAGUUGUUCUUCCCGACGCACAGAAGCAUGAGGAGGACGGAAAGCGUCCCUCCCAACAUGUCUUUGACGAGAUGGCGCGGCUGAACCUCAUUGCUCUUCGCAUGGGGCCCGGAAAGCAUCUGGAGGGGAAGGAGAUCAUGGAUGGACUGGUGAAGCCCGAGGAGUUUGAUCACUUCCACGAACUGAUUAUGGCCCAAGAGUCCGCUCGCAUACAUGCUCGUGGCUACUACGACGGGCUGGGCGGCGGGACUUACAUCGGCCUCCCUCCGGUCGUGAACUUUGGCAAGCCUCACGUUCGGGAGAAGGUCGUGAACGAGAUCAUCACGGGAAAGAAGUUCAUCUGUCUCGCGAUCACUGAGGCCUUCGCGGGCUCAGACGUCGCUGGUUUGCGGGGCCGCGCCAAGAAGGUCGAGGGUGGUUGGCGUGUUACUGGAACGAAGAAAUGGAUCACCAACGCGACGUUUAGCGAUUACUUCACCACUGGCUGCCGUACCGACCAGGGCGGGCUUGUCGUGUUGCUCAUCGAGCGUGGCGAAGGUGUCGAGACGAAGCCCAUCAAGACGUCGUACUCGACUGCUGCGGGUACGGGGUACAUCACCUUUGACAACGUCUUCGUGCCGGACGACUACAUUCUCGGCGAGGAGAACAAGGGUCUGCAGGUCAUUCUGUCGAACUUCAACCAUGAGCGAUGGGGCAUGACGGGCGGCAGCAUCGGCGCGCAGCGCGCCAUCGUCGAGGAGUGCCUCAAGUGGACCACGCAGCGCAAGGUCUUCGGCAAGCCGCUCAUCUCGCAGCCCGUCGUGCGCGCGAAGAUCGCGGCGAUGAUCGCGCGCGUCGAGAGCGCGCAGAACUGGCUCGAGAACAUCACGUACCAGAUGAACAACAUGAGCUACCGCGAGCAGGCGGACAAGCUCGCGGGCCAGAUCGCGUUCUGCAAGAUGUACGCGACGCGGACGGCGCAGGAGACCGCGACGGACGCGGUGCAGAUCUUCGGCGGGCGCGGGAUCACGAAGAGCGGGAUGGGCAAGUUUAUUGAGCAUUAUCACCGGACGGUGCCGUUCGAUGCUAUAUUGGGAGGCGCGGAGGAUGUGCUGGGCGACCUCGGUGUACGGCAGGCGUUGAGGAAGAUGCCGAAGGAUGCAAGGUUGUAGUGUUCGGAUUGGUGCUGGGUAAAGCAUGCUUGCAAGGACAGUGUAAUAGUAUUGGUCAGAUAAAAUCUUAUCUCCCUCGUCAUGCAAAAGGACGCGACUACGAGCGAUCAAGGGGUCGCGGCCGGUAUAUGUUCAUAAUUCACAG
This is a messenger RNA of Schizophyllum commune H4-8, 1810 nucleotides long. RefSeq names its product acyl-CoA dehydrogenase NM domain-like protein. Lineage: Eukaryota; Fungi; Basidiomycota; Agaricomycetes; Agaricales; Schizophyllaceae. The transcript has 10 exons. Gene Ontology annotation, molecular function: flavin adenine dinucleotide binding; acyl-CoA dehydrogenase activity. The record is from RefSeq and is a predicted model, not a curated record. Bases 115 to 1665 code for a protein of 516 amino acids.